Molecule: messenger RNA, 1994 nt
Organism: Stereum hirsutum FP-91666 SS1
Lineage: Eukaryota; Fungi; Basidiomycota; Agaricomycetes; Russulales; Stereaceae
Exons: 15
Coding region: 107-1186 (359 amino acids)
Cellular component (GO): Golgi apparatus
Source: RefSeq, a predicted model, not a curated record
CCGCCUCUUUCUUUCUCUCCCUCAGCUUGUCUGUCUCCCCCCACACUUCAACUCCUUCGGCCAAGGCGCCCUUCUCAUCCUUUUCCCGCGCCGAUAACUGAGAGUCAUGGCCGUAGAACCAUUCUUGGGGACCAGGGCCCAAAAGGUCUUCAUUGGCACCAGUGCCGCUCAGGCAGUCGUGGUCCUUGUAAUGAUCGGAAUUGCGUUCGGAAAGAUCGCAGCCCAUGUAGAUUUUUCGUCGUCGAAACAGGAGUACAAGACCUUGCCAUGCUAUCUUGCUCUCUUCGUCCUUGCAGAGCUAUUCGAACUCGCCAUGGCUUUUGAUGCCCUUCGACAGAGAAAUGUCAUCCAGUUGAUCGGUAUCCUUCUCUUCCAUGUCGCCAUGAUCGUUUUCGCCGCCAUUCAAGUACAUGAAACCAAUUCUGCCUUGUCAUCCACCACCUCUACCCAGGGGCUCUUCCCGCAGGUGGAGCCAUUCCUCAUCGUCGUCCCUUGCAUUGUCGCGGCAGCAUGGUGUGGAAUGAUAUGGACUGUGAGGGCGCUGUACUAUGAAUUCGGUUGGGCUAUCUUCCGAGUCGUUGGAGCGAACCCUGCGAUGAAGAAGAUGUACCAGUUCUACCAGGUCAUGCUCUGCCUUCUCAAAUUCGAUUUCUUCUGUUUCACCGGUGUCACCAUCCAACUCUUGAUCGUCGUUCUCCAAUCGAGCACGGCUGAAUUUGGAUUGACUAUCGCUGCCAUCCCCGUAGUUUUCUUCCUUCUCAUCGGUGCCGGCAUCGCCGUUACACACGAAGUCAAGUGGCUCAUGACGAUAUCACUGGUACUCAUGUUGGCCGCUGAGACAUAUUAUCAGUACUCGUCCCCACAAUUCUACCCACCGUUUUUAGUCGUCUACAAGCUUGAACGCUUUUUCGACCCGUCUACCAGCGCGCAGUACGUGAGCACCCGUGCCACACUGACCACGUUCACUAUCGUCGCCUUCUGCAUUCUCUUCGCCACAUUCGCGGUCGGUCUUCGGUGCUUCGCCGACUUCGACAAGGGACUCGUCCGACCCAAGACUUAUGACGCCCCGCUUUUCAAGUCAAGAAGGACGUCGAGCUACAACGCCAGCACGCCAGGGAACAAGGUCGAGGACAACAACAUCGACCUGGACGGCGAGCCACUAGAAACGAGGAUGUCAAUCGAAUGAUCCUACGGUUCUUUCUACGAUCUUUUUGUGAUAAUGACUUUCCUUGUUCCACGUCUGUGUUGCUUGUUUUCUUUGCGUUUAAGACUUCCGUGUUACCCUUUGUGACGAGUGGCACUUUCGUGUCUGUCUUCACCGAGCUGUCCUUGUUUGUUUUCUGGCUCUGUAGCUAUUGGGCGGUUGGUUGACGCUUGAUGACUCUGGAUGACUGCCUCGGUUUUACUCUCCCAUUCACCCUCACUACUACCCUUACUUACUGGUAUUGUAACCCGGACUUACUGCGCGUUUUCGCUCGUCGUUACCACCGAGCUUAGGAUUAUUUAUUUUAUUCGGACACCCGCCUUGUUCUACCUACGUACCGCACCCCCUGUUUCCUGUUCUUAGCUUUGUCGGUUGUUCUUUAUCGACUAACGCUCUCUUGGUUUUGGUUUUGGUUACGAUCUCCCCUUGUACGGCUUAACUUAUGCGAAUACCACCGCCCGGUACGCGACAUUCACAUUCUACAUAGCGCGAAUGAUUGGGUACUUUUAUGGCCGACAGGGUGUGAUCUGCUGGAUUGACCGACCGCUCGACCUCAAACGUCCAGCGGCGCAAACCCCAUCCUCUCAUUCCCUCCAUCCCAAAUACUAUAAUAAUGCUUCAACAGGCUCCCUCCGAUGAUAUAAGUCUCCUCCACAGCAUUGAUGAACGUCUGGCACGUGCUCGGAUCCUCUGCGAAGGGCCCGACGCUGAGUUCGGAGGUGGGGAUGGUGAGAUUAUAAGGGUUUGAGUCGAUGGUGAGGAAGGUGAUGUCAAUUGUGGAGGUGAGGGU